Messenger RNA from Cannabis sativa, 4989 nucleotides. RefSeq lists its product as uncharacterized. The record is from RefSeq and is a predicted model, not a curated record. Bases 1 to 4989 code for a protein of 1662 amino acids. Gene Ontology annotation, molecular function: nucleic acid binding; RNA-DNA hybrid ribonuclease activity. The transcript is spliced from 2 exons. NCBI's taxonomy places the organism in Eukaryota, Viridiplantae, Streptophyta, Magnoliopsida, Rosales, Cannabaceae.
AUGGGCAACCCACGGGCGAUACAAUUCCUAUAUGAUACUGUAGCCCAUAGGAAACCAGAUUAUAUCUUUUUAUGUGAAACUUUGUGUCGUAAGGAUGUGUUGGAGCGAGUUCGAGCUAAGUUGAAGUUUGAAGGUAUGUUUGCGGUUGAUGCAUGUGGUAGGAGUGGGGGGGUUGCUUUACUAUGGAGGAAUAAGGAAGACGUCAAAGUAUUGAACUAUGCCACGAAUUUUGUGGAUGUGGAGGUGCGGCCUACUGAUGUUGGGGAGUGGCGACUUACGGGGUUCUAUGGGGAAUCUAAGAGAAGCUUGCGUGGGGCUUCUUGGGAGCAACUCCGGACGUUGGCUCGUGGAAACACUCUUCCUUGGUGUGUAAUUGGUGACAUGAACAAUGUUUUAUCUCAAGAAGACAAAAAAGGGGGACAUCCCUAUCCUAACUGGUUAGUUGACGGCUUCCGGGACACUAUUCAGGAGUGUGGGUUAAUUGAUUUAGACAUUGUGGGGCAUCAGUUCACUUGGGAGAAAAGUCGGGGAACCGAUAAUUGGAUAGAGGUCCGUUUAGAUCGUGCUCUGGUGACAGACAGAUGGCUCAAAAUGUUCCCACGGGCUAAACUUAUUAAUCUCGAGGUAUCUUCUUCUGAUCAUUGUCCCAUUUUCCUUGACUUGGUUCGGCAUAAUAUAGCUACCGGGAGUCGCAAAUUUCGCUUUGAAAAUUGCUGGCUUCGGGAACCUCUGUGUUAUCAGGUGGUAAAGGAGUGUUGGGAGGAGUAUAAUCUAGCGGGUAUCCAAGAGAAAAUACAACGGUGUGGGGAAUCUCUUUCGGUUUGGGGCAAAGAUUAUUCGGGUAAUUUUGCUUCUCGUAUAAAAUAUUGGAAGAAGGAGGUGAGGCGGUGGAAGAAAGGUAGAGAUCCUGAUGCUAUUUCUAAAUAUAAGGAAGCUGAGACAGAACUUUUUGAAGUUCUUACUCAGAAGGAGGUGUUUUGGCGUCAACGAUCGAAACAAUUGUGGCUUCAGGAGGGGGAUAAAAAUAGCAAAUUUUUCCAUGCAACAGCUUCUUCUCGGCGCCGUAUGAAUGCUAUUGAUAAACUCCAAUGCGACGAUGGAAGUUGGGUUGACUGGGAAUCGGGUCUAUCAGAUGUCAUGUGUUCUUACUUCCAGAAUCUGUUUACUAGUUCCAACUGUACUAUGGAUGAUGUUCUUGAUGGGAUUUCUGCUACUGUGACUUCAACUCAGAAUGACUCUCUCUUGCAACCUUUGACUGAUGAGGAGGUAAAAGAUGCUCUAUUUCAGAUGCACCCAGAUAAAUCCCCUGGACCCGAUGGCAUGACUCCAGGUUUUUAUCAAAAGUGUUGGGCAAUUGUGGGUAAUGACGUCAUCAAACAGGUCCGCUCUUUUUUCUUAUUUGGACAGUUGCCUACUGGUCUUAAUCAUACUAAUUUAGUGUUGAUCCCUAAGAAGAAAAAUGCCACUACUAUGGGUGACAUGCGCCCGAUUGCUCUUUGUAAUGUCCUCUACAAGGUUUGCUCCAAGGUUCUAGCUAAUCGGUUGAAGCAUGUUCUUCCUGCAGUCAUUUCAGAGAAUCAGAGUGCUUUCAUUCCCGGGCGUCUUAUCACUGAUAAUAUUAUGAUUUCGUUUGAGGUGAUGCAUUAUCUCAAGCGGAAAAGAGUUGGAAAGGAAGGUUAUAUGGCUCUCAAGCUUGAUAUGAGUAAAGCGUAUGACCGUGUUGAGUGGCUUUUUCUUAAGAAUAUCAUGCUAAAAAUGGGCUUUAAUGCGAGUGUGGUUGAUCUUAUUUUGCAUUGUGUCUCAACGGUUUCGUACACUAUUACUCAUGGGGGUCGUGAGAUGGGGCCAAUUGUUCCUGGAAGGGGUAUUAGACAGGGAGAUCCGCUCUCUCCUUAUUUAUUUCUUUUGUGUGCUGAAGGAUUUUCUUCUCUCAUAAAAAGAUUUGAAGUUCGGGGAGCUCUUCAUGGUUGCCGUGUGUGUAAUGGUGCCCCCAUAAUUUCUCAUAUGUUGUUUGCGGAUGAUUGCUAUAUCUAUUGUAAGGCUAUUGAAAGGGAGGCUCGUAGUGUUCUUCUUCUGCUUCAACUAUUUGAACAAGCCUCAGGUCAGUGUGUUAAUUACUCUAAAUCUACUAUCUUCUUUAGCCUCAACACAACUUCGGCCUCUAGACAAGAUAUGUGUAAUCUUCUUCGAAUGAAUGAAGCUCCUGAAAACAGUUUGUAUCUUGGCCUUCCUUGUAUCAUGGGCCGUAAUAAGAAUGCUAUUCUUGGCUUCUUGAAGGAUAAGAUGCAGAAGAGAAUUCAGAGUUGGGAAGGUCGCUUGCUCUCAAAAGCCGGAAAAGAGGUAUUGAUUAAAACAGUGGCUCAAUCUCUUCCUACAUAUGCUAUGUCUGUUUUCUUGUUGCCGGUGGAAACCUGUAAUAAGCUAGAGGGUAUGAUGAGCAAAUAUUGGUGGAGUUCGGGAUCCAAUCAGAACCGUGGGGUAAGUUGGGUGAGUUGGAGGAAGCUGUGCCGUCAUAAGCAUCAUGGGGGGCUUGGUUUUCGAGACUUAAGGGAUUUCAACUUAGCCAUGUUGGGAAAACAAGCUUGGAGGUUAGUUACAAAUGCUCAUUCUCUUGUUAGUCGGGUAUAUAAGGCCCGAUAUUAUCCUCAGGGUUCUUUUUUGAGUGCUUCUCUUGGGCCGAAUCCUAGUUUCAUAUGGAAGAGUAUUUUUGAAACGCAAGCUUUGAUUAAGGAGGGAGCUCGUCGGGGGGUUGGUCCAGGUACGAAUAUUAGUGUUCAAUUUGACCCGUGGCUUGCGGAUGAGUCUCAACCGUGGGUUACUUCUAGAGCUACUGGUAUGGAGACGUGGACGGUUAAUAAUCUCAUGGUGGUAGGAGAACGGGCUUGGGAUUUAGAGGUGGUUUCAGAUAUAUUCAAUGACCGAGAUAAAGAGAUCAUCAUUCGAACUAACAUUGAUCAGGAGACUCCUAUUGAUACUUGGUAUUGGCAUAAGGAUCUUUAUGGGUUCUAUACUGUGAGGGAGGCAUAUCGGUUGCUGCAUCAUUCAGAGAUCACUAAUACUAGUGAGUCUGAGAUUAAGAUAUGGAAAAUUGCAUGGAAGCUUCAUGUCCCUCCCAAAGUGCACCAACUCAUGUGGUGUGCUUUAUCUGGUUGUUUGGCUACUAAGGUUCAACUUACCACCAAACAUAUUCCUCUAGACCAAGCUUGUCCUAUGUGUAACCAGGUGCCUGAGACCAUUUACCAUUUGUUGGUGCAAUGUUCUUUUGCACGGUCUUGUUGGCAUCUUUCGGUUCUAAAUUGGAGUCAUACGCCUAUGGAGUCUUUUUGGGAUUGGUUUAGCCACAUUCUGCUACAACACUCAUCCACGGCCCAGGAAGAAUUGCCCAUGGUUCUUUGGGCGAUUUGGUAUGCCCGAAAUGAGGUGGUUUGGCGGGACAAAUCAAUGUCAGCGGCAGAGGUUAUUCUAUUGGCAAGAGUAGUCCUUAAUCAAUGGAGAAAUGCUCAACAAAGGAGAAUGGGGUCUUUACUUGUUCCUACGGGUUCAAGAGAGGACUUAGAGCAUUGGGUGAAACCAGUUAUGGGAAAGAUUAAGGCUAAUGUCGAUGGUGCAAUCUUUGCAAGUGAUGGUCGAUUUGGAGCGGCAGGGGUGGCCCGGGAUUCUCAGGGUCGAUUCAUUGAAGGCUUCACAGUCUUACGAGUGGGGUGUGUGGAUUCGGCUAUGGCCGAAUUGGUAGGGGUUAAGGAGGCCUUGAGUUGUAUAAAGAGGAAACAUUGGGGUCCGGUUGAGCUUGAAACCGAUUCUUUGGUUGUUGUCCAGGCAGUCCAAAGCACGGUGGAGAUACCUUCUCCUUUUGGCCUUCAGGUGGCGGUUUGUCGCUCUCUUUUAGCCGAUUUGCCAUUAGUCUCAAUUAAUUUUGUUAAACGUUCUGUAAACAAAGCUGCACAUUGUCUUGCUCGUAGCUCUUGUUUCUAUCCAGAUCGUAUUUUUAGAGAGGAUGAUGUUCCUCCUGAUUUUCUUUCUAUUGGGCAUUCGAACUGGGCAAAGGAAGUGGAGGAUGAAAUUACUGAUGAAACGGACCAGAUUCACUUCCAAGAAUCGGCAAGAAGUCAUUGGAAGUCAUUUAAAGAAGAGAAGUUGGUUUAUAGGGAUCCCAAGUUGAAAUUUACUGAACCGAUUAUCAAGAAUGGUAUCAAGAUUGCCCAACUUGAUCUAGAAGAGGUUAAAGAAGAGGCUGCAAACUGGAAUUCAGCAGUGAUAUGUAUGGUUCUUGGAGCUAAUCCUCCUAUGGCUGUGUUCGAAGGCUUUAUAAAGCGGAUUUGGGGACAUCUAGGGAUAAAACAGAUUGUGAAGAUGACUAGGGGAUUGGUAAUGAUCAAUUUUAAUGAUGAAGCUUCGAGAGACCAGGUGUUAGAAGCAGGGGUUCUCCAAUUUGACAGAAAACCAGUCAUUGUAAGACCCUGGACUUCUGAUCUCAAUUCAGUUAAACUUGUUCGUUCGGCGCCUCUUUGGAUUAGACUCCAUGAUCUUGGCCUCCAAUAUUGGGGAACCAAUUGUCUUAGUGCGUUAGUUAGUACUGUUGGGAAACCAAUAAUGGUGGACCAGCAUACUAAAGAUCGUACAAGGGUUCAAUUCGCCAGGGUCCUAGUUGAAAUGGACAUAACUGAUACGCCUCUGAGAACCAUACAAUAUGUCAAUGAAUAUGGGCAGAUUGUUGAUCAAAAUAUCGAUUACGAGUGGCUUCCGGUUAAGUGUAAAAGUUGUAUGGGGUAUGGACACAUUAUGGCGGAUUGCCAAAAGGGAGAGAUGAAGCAAAAGCAGCAAGAAUUGAAGGGCAGAGACUCGGCUCAGCCUAAUGUGCAAGUGCAGGAAAACAAGGAAAGGAAUAAGCAGGCUGAGGCUACUGCUACUAGGGAGAUAAAUUCGCAGAAGGAAAAUGGUGCAAGGGCUCAGAAUAAAGAUUGGGUUACUCCGAGAAAAACUUUCUCUUAG